Menidia menidia (Atlantic silverside) is the source of this 1192-nucleotide messenger RNA. Lineage: Eukaryota; Metazoa; Chordata; Actinopteri; Atheriniformes; Atherinopsidae. The record is from the annotation of a GenBank genome assembly.
AACAACUUUCUAUGUAUCAAUAAAGAUUUUUCUAAAAAGUUCUUCCGGGAAACGUCAUCAUCACGCGACAAUAGAGUUGUUGCUGUGCAUGGAAGCUUUUGUCGCUUCUUCCUUCACAGCCGGGGUGGACACUGUUGACUCUGAUUUCUGAGUCCUGAUGACGACAUCUACUCGCAGUAAAGUGCUGGCUCUGUACAUGCGCGUGUUUCGCAUUGCUCGGACCUGGCAGGCACAGAGUGGUGUGAAAAGUGACACACAGACUGAGAGAGAGUACAUUGUGCAAGAGGCGAAGACUCUCUUCCGACAGAACCAGCAGCUCGCUGAUCAAGAGUCAAUAAAGAAGUGUAUAGAAGAAUGUGACGCAAGGAUAGAAAUUGGUAUGAGUCUACAUUACAGGAAUCCAUACCCGCGAGCUACCUACCUCCCACCACUGGGCCUCGCCACUCAGAAAGGCAGGAAGCUGCGUGCACAGCAGCGCCUCAGGAAGCAGGCCAAGCCAAUUUACUUAGAGUCACAUGACGACACCUGAUGGCCGGUGUCCUUGAUCCUCGUCUCAGGGUCUGGUUACGGAGGACCGGGAAAUGGAGCGCAAGCACCUGGUGAUAUUAUCCACAAAGUUUCUGCAAGAGUUCAGUGAUGCAAGAACAGCCACCAGUCAGGAAAAAAAACAUAGUCGGUGAGGAGCGACUGAUUGGGUUUCAUCCAAGAGGGGGGCUUACUUCUGUUGCAGAUCAGAUUGUAUAUUGUAUUUUAUUUUAUUUAUCAUGAUGUCAACCAACCACUUUGUUUAUUUGUGUUAUAAAAAGUAUUCAUGUAAAGGACAAACAAACUGCAGAGUCUCUCUUUAUUGUCAUACUUCCUAUACAUUUGCAGAUAAGUUGUAUUUAAGAAAGAAAAUACAUUUUAUGGUUGCUUAACAGUACAGAUAAUCAGUUGUCUCACAGGGCUAUUUACGCUCAAAAGAGAUUCCAUGCAGGUGACACCUGUUUGGUGUUAAAUUUCUUCCAUGGAAGCUCUGAAGAACUGAGAUCUGGGUAAUGUGUCAUAAAAGAUGACAGAAAAGUAUUUUCCUGCAUCUAGUAUCUUAACAGACGUCUGCACAUUUGCAGGAAUAUGACACCUGCUUGCUCCACAAAACAUUGAAAACUUUGACAGAGACUAGAGUUUUUGUUUUUGUGGUUUGGGGUUUGCC